AUGUUCUUGGCUUAUUGUGAGGCAUAUAGGAGCAUUACAACGGACUUUCUGGCCAAGGCGAGCGGCAUUAUGCUGUUUAUACUACCUCCAGGUACAAUACCUCUAGAUAAUCCAGCUGGGAGAGAGUUUUCACACAUGUACAGCGCUCGCCCAAACAUCUCAUACAGUAAAACAUUGAAAGGUUCAUUAUCAGUUGGAACCUGGAAUUCCAUAGGUACUAUCGUCCGGAUCAAAAUAGAUGCGACCAACCAACAGGUUAGGUAA
Messenger RNA from Neurospora tetrasperma FGSC 2508, 264 nucleotides. RefSeq lists its product as uncharacterized. Lineage: Eukaryota; Fungi; Ascomycota; Sordariomycetes; Sordariales; Sordariaceae. The coding region runs from base 1 to 264 and encodes 87 amino acids. The record is from RefSeq and is a predicted model, not a curated record. The transcript is spliced from 2 exons.